Molecule: messenger RNA, 1098 nt
Organism: Mytilinidion resinicola
Lineage: Eukaryota; Fungi; Ascomycota; Dothideomycetes; Mytilinidiales; Mytilinidiaceae
Exons: 3
Coding region: 1-1098 (365 amino acids)
Biological process (GO): ribosomal large subunit biogenesis
Cellular component (GO): preribosome, large subunit precursor
Source: RefSeq, a predicted model, not a curated record
AUGACUUCACCAACUUCCAACUACAGCUGCAACACCUGCUCAACGACAUUCGACUCAAGUGAGACGCAGCGCUCACAUAUGCGAGAAGAUUGGCACCUACACAACCUAAGACUCCGCAUGUCUUCGCUCCCUGCCAUCCCUCGUUCGCAAUUCCAGGACAAGGCCGAAAUAGUAACAUCCCCUCCCAACUUGACAUGUCCGACCUGCAACCACAAGUGCGAAACUUCCGUCGCAUAUGAACAGCAUGUGGAACGGCAUGCUAGGGGGAACGGCCCCGAAGCUUCCCCUCCCUCACCCGAAAACGACGACGACGAAGACGAGGAAGAGCUAAAAAAGCUAGAUCUAUCGCAGUGUCUCUUCUGCAGCCUCCAGUCAACGACCUUAGAAACGAACCUCGACCACAUGCUCGCCCAACACGGGCUUUUCAUCCCCGAACCAGAAAGUUUGACCGAUAUAGAAAUAUUCCUCGGCUAUCUCGCCGCGAUCGUCCGCCAUUACCAUGAAUGCCUGUACUGCGGUGUCCAGAAAGGAUCCGUCGAGGGCGUUCAGAGGCAUAUGAAGGACAAAGGCCACUGCAUGAUCAAGCUAGAUGCCGGAUCUGAGCUCCUGGACUUCUGGGACUCCCCGCCGGACGUCGAUGAGGGAGGGGACGAGGAAGGUGGCGAGAAAGGCAAGGGGUGGGAAGCGGUGCGGGUGUCAGAUACGGAGCUGCGGCUCGCUUCCGGCACAAUCGUGGAGUCCAGAUCGAGGAGCGCACACAGCCGUCAUAAUCUCACCAAGACUCGGACCGGCGCCAAGAAAGCACGAAUGAAGGCCAUCGCGGACGCCGCCGAAAGCGGCGAGCCACAGACGUCCACAGCCAAUGCUAGACCGAGUAGGGAUACUCGCGUCGCAGUUCGCGGAGAGAUGGGCUUGGUCGGCGUGACAGAGCAGCAAAGGAGAGCGCUCAUGGUGGUCGAGAAGAAGAUGAAAAAGCGCGAGACCCUUUCGCGGGCGGCGGAGAGAUGGUCGAAGGAGAAGGUUGAGAAUAAGAAAAAGUACCUCAAAGUAUGCAUAAGCCGCAGCGGUGUUCAUAGCCUGGCGUUCAUGGUCCAAUGA